AUGCACAGUAUCGUGUGUGAAUACGCUGAGUGCUUCUCUAGCGAUACUGACCCGUAUGGGCGUGGCAACCUUGCGUAUCAUUACAUCGAUGUGACAGGCCCUCCGCCUCGAGAGCCUGCUCGCGUUCGAUGUGACCCAGAGAAGGCUGACUUCGAGAAGUGGCAAGUCAAGGAGUUCCUUGACUUGGGUUUGGUGCGACCGUCCAGCUCUCCGUAUUGCGCUCCAGUAGUGCUUGCGAAGAAGAAGGAUGGGUCGUGGCGAUUCUGUUUAAAUUAUCGUCCGCUGAACGAGAUCACAGUGGCCGAUAAGUAUCCGUUGCCUCGCAUUGAUGACGCUCUCGAUGCGUUGGCAGGCAACGUGCAUUUCUGUUGUUUGGACCUGGCCAAGGGUUUCCAUCAGAUCCCUAUGGCAGAGAAAGACAUACCAAAGACAGCCUUUGCAGUGGCUGGCAUGGGCCAGUUUGAGUAUCUGUACCUGCCCAUGGGUUUGAAGAACUCGGUGGCUACUUGUCAGCGCUUCAUGGAGGUGUGUCUCGCUGGUCUGCAAUGGCAGACAUGCCUGGUUUACCUUGAUGACGUGUGUGUGAUGGCACGCACGCAUGAUGAGUUGUGCACCCGUCUGCGUGAGGUCCUGGAUCGUGUCAAGCUAGCUGGGAUUAAGUUCCAGCCAAAGAAGUGCAUUUUGGGCACGAGACGGAUGGAAUAUCUUGGACACAUGAUCAGUGCGAAAGGUCUUGAGCCUGUCGCAUCAAAGAUUCAGGCAGUCAAGGACUGGAAACUGCCGAAGACACAGAAGGAGCUGCAUACCUUCUAUGGUCUUUGCUCGUAUUACCGUCGCUUUGUGCCGAAUUUUGCAACAAUCGCUGCUCCCUUGAGCGCGGCACUCAGCACUAAAGCGCCAAAGACAUUCGAAUGGACUCCUGAGAUGAAGGAGGCGUUCUGGAAGCUCAAGAAGGCAUUGUGUGAUCCUCCGAUCCUCGCUAUGCCUGACUUCAGUCGUACCUUCAUCGUCAAGUGCGAUGCAAGUGGCGUCGGCGUUGGAGCUGUCCUCGUGCAGGAAGACGACGACGGCCAUGAGCAUCCGAUUGGAUACAUCUCAGAGAAGCUUGACUCAACACGUCAAGCUUGA
Messenger RNA from Vitrella brassicaformis, 1128 nucleotides. The record is from the annotation of a GenBank genome assembly. NCBI's taxonomy places the organism in Eukaryota, Vitrellaceae.